Leptopilina boulardi is the source of this 2757-nucleotide messenger RNA. RefSeq lists its product as uncharacterized. The coding region runs from base 664 to 1485 and encodes 273 amino acids. NCBI's taxonomy places the organism in Eukaryota, Metazoa, Arthropoda, Insecta, Hymenoptera, Figitidae. The record is from RefSeq and is a predicted model, not a curated record. The transcript is spliced from 3 exons.
AACAAAGAAUUUUAAUUAUUAAAAAGUGUUUAAGUUGUUUAAAAUAUAAAAUUUAAAUUAAUGUUACAUUUCAUUUUUCUUCUUUUAAAUUUCUGCUUGUAUAAAGUGGAUUUAUAUUUCUUUUUAUUGAUGUAAAAAUUGAUAAACAAAAUAUUUUCGAAAACUCAGGCUGAAUUGUAAUCAAAAUAAAUUGUUAAUUGUCUUUUACAUUUGAUGGAGACAAAAAAAAAAAAGAAAAAUAUUUGAAUGAAAGGUUAAAAGAACGAGAUACGUCAUUGCCUGGAAUAAAAACAAAUUAUUUCAAUAAUAAACUAUAUAGUGAAAUUUAAUUUGAACAAUUUGUUAAAUUUACCACUGAAUUCCCUCGGAAAAUUACAUAUAUUUGUCAAUUACCCAAUCGGAGAUCAUCUUCUAUCUGAUCUAGACAAGCGGCAAAGUCUUCUUAUCUGACAGCUUAUCUUUUUGGAACUGCUGCUGGGAAAGGGGUAAAGAUAAACAGAGUCAUGUUUUAUGUUGUUUUUUCGUUGAAAAUUUCAUGAGAAGUAAUAAAUUUGUGAGAUGCAAUGAAUGUUGAUUGUACUGUGAGAAUAGUGCGUUUAUGCUGUUAUCAAUUUUUUUUACACAAUCAAGAGAUUAUAAAAACAAAUUUUUAGAAUAUACAUAAUGGACAAUUAUUCCCAGCAGAGAUACGAUACUAAAAUUGAGAGUUUUGAUUCUUGUAUGAUUGAAACAAAUCAACAACAAGAAAUAGCCCAAACAGUAAAUACUACCUCUCAACAGGGACAAAUUGAAAAUGAAGAAAAUCAUGAAGCUGGAACAUUACCUCCUCAACAAUCACAACAUAUACAAAAUCAAUCUCCAUUGGUACAAAAUGCUCAACAACACAUGACACUUACCCCGGUUCGACUUCCUGCAAUAUUAGAUGGUGAAUUCUUCUCUGUUAUUAGAUUGGAAGACACUAAUGUUACAGUUCGAUGUUUACAAUGUCAAAAACUCUUAAAUGGAAACCUCAAGUCGACUGGCAAUUUUCUUAGUCACAUAAAAAGAGUUCAUCCAUUUAUGGUUGAUAAAAUCAAAUGUAAAUCGAAUCAAAGAAGACCAGCGGUAAUAUAUAUUGAUUUAUCAGCAGAACGAUGUCCAGAGAUUGUCAGGGCGAAACGAGGAUAUCGAAAAUACUAUAAAAUGGAAGAUUGUCAGCAAGUGAAUGAAGAGACACCGAAUUUUGAACAAACUCCUGAAUGGACGGAACCGUCAAUUGUUCGUAGACGAAAAUCCGAGGAACCUGAGUCCAGUGAAGUAAUGAAAGUUUCUCACAAUAAUUCACUUAUGAUUGAAGAUGAAUUUGAUGCAAUCGGUAGGAAUGUGGCAGCAAAAUUGCGAAAUAUGCGACUCGACCAAAGAAUAAUUGCCGAAAAACUUUUAAAUGAUAUUUUAUUUGAAGCGCAACUUGGUAAUUUGCAUCGAGAUUCAAAUAUACACGUUUGAGAAGAAAUUUAUUGUCUUUGGCGAUAAUGUACAGAAAAAAAAGAAUCUAUAUAUAAUCAUUAUUAUUCUGAAGAGUGAAAUUGAAGACAAACUGAAAUGAAAACACAGGAACUUAAAAGAAAAAGUUAAGUUACUGAAAGUAACGGCAAUAAAACAGAAAAAUUUGCAUUUAUUUAGUUAUACAUUCUCACGUAAAUUUCAUAAUGUUAUGAAUUACUUAUUAAAAAAUUGAGUUUAUUUAAGGAAGAAAAAUUAUUAACUGCAAUUCAGUACUAUAUAGAGUAGUAAAAAGUUAAUAAGUCCAUUGCUCAAAAUAAUUGCGACUUUUUUAUCCAUUUUUUUUGUUUUUUUUUUUAUUACAAUAAAUAGUGCUUGUAAUUUUGAGAGAAGUGUGUUUGGUGAAUAUAAUUUUGAGGUAAGGUUUAAUAAGAAGUUUCAAGUUUUACAUAUUAUAACUCUUGUCUUUAUACGAAAUUUAUUUACAACGAACUUUGAAAGUUCAAUGACAUUUCUUUAUAAACAAUUAUUUUCUAUUGUUAUGAAAAAUUUUUUUUGUAUUAAAACAUUAUAUGAAUUAUUAAAUUUUAUUCUAUGAAGAAUUUCUAUUGUAAAAAAAAAAAUGUCGCCAAUAUGGAAUAGGCACCAAAAUUUUUAUAUAGAAGCUUAAAUGUAUUUAAAAUACAUUUCUAGUAUUUGGUGUUUUUUUUAAAUAUUUUCUAGAAAAAAAAAACUAUUAUUGACAAAAUUCUUGAAAAAACUCGAUUCAUUAAUGAAAAAAAUUAAUUUUUGAAAUGUUUAUAAACUACGUGAGCUUCUUAAUAUGACUUCCAAUGUUGCUUAAACAUCUAAUCAAAAACUUUUUUUUCAGUACAUAUAAAGUCAUUGAUUUCAAAUAUGAAACACACAUUGAAAAAUUGCGGUAAUUACGUAGAUAAAUUAAUAAGUUCGUAUAAUACGAUAUUCAAUAUUGUAAAGAGCAUAAAGGUCUUUUAACUUGUAAAUAUUACUUACCCGAUUAUUCUAACGAUUAAUGACUGUAAACACUUUUACACUAUAAGUACAAGAUACGAAAGACGAUUUCGAAAAGUAUGUGAUGUAUAAAUACGUAUUUUUAAAAGAAAAAAAAAAAAUGAUAACACGCUAUGAGAUACAAGUUCAAAUGGAGUCAUUGUUAAUAGUAUAAUAAGUUAUCGGAAAUUGCCAUUUGUAAAGGUAGUUCAUUUUCUAUUGUAUAUUAUAGAAUAAAGAAUAGAUUUUACUAUAAACAGAUAA